Messenger RNA from Manihot esculenta (cassava), 3718 nucleotides. Its product is annotated as DExH-box ATP-dependent RNA helicase DExH8. Gene Ontology annotation, biological process: maturation of SSU-rRNA from tricistronic rRNA transcript (SSU-rRNA, 5.8S rRNA, LSU-rRNA). Bases 198 to 3293 code for a protein of 1031 amino acids. The transcript is spliced from 14 exons. Gene Ontology annotation, molecular function: RNA binding; ATP binding; metal ion binding. The record is from RefSeq and is a predicted model, not a curated record. Gene Ontology annotation, cellular component: intracellular anatomical structure; nucleolus. NCBI's taxonomy places the organism in Eukaryota, Viridiplantae, Streptophyta, Magnoliopsida, Malpighiales, Euphorbiaceae.
AAGUGAAACACUUUCGCCCUCCUCUAUUCAAGCUCACGUAGCACCGACCUUCUCCGAUUACUAAGGUCGGUGGCGCGAGAAACUCGCGUCGCGGUGUCCCUUCCCUUGCAAAUUAAGUCUUUCCAAUUUCUCCGUAUAUCCUUACUUUCUUCAGCGAAGAAAAACGACACAGCAGAAGAGAGCAGAGAAUUUUGAAAAUGGCGGCUUCAUCUUCUCCAACGUCCUCGUGUAGCUCCUCGUAUGCUUCUCCAUUUUUACAACCGGAGUUCUCGUCUCUCCCGGUGAUGUCGCUCAGAAAGAAAAUCGUCGAGAAAAUCAGGGAAAAUCGUGUCACCCUCAUAGUCGGCGAGACUGGCUGUGGAAAGAGCUCCCAAAUCCCACAGUUUCUUCUGGAAGAAAACAUGGAACCCAUCAUAUGCACACAACCCAGGAGAUUUGCUGUUGUUGCUGUUGCUAAAAUGGUUGCAAAAGCUCGUAACUGUGAGCUGGGAGGAGAGGUUGGGUAUCAUAUAGGCCACUCAAAGCUAUUCUCAGAAAGAUCAAAGAUUAUCUUCAAAACAGCUGGUGUUUUGUUAGAAGAAAUGAAAGAAAAGGGGCUGAAUGCACUCAAAUACAAAGUUAUCAUUCUUGAUGAAGUGCAUGAAAGAUCCAUUGAAUCUGAUCUUGUUCUCGUCUGUGUAAAGCAGUUUCUGUUAAAGAACAAUGACUUGAGGGUGGUAUUGAUGUCUGCAACUGCUGAUUUUGGAAGAUACCGUGAUUAUUUUAAAGAUCUUGGCAGGGAUGAAAGAGUUGAAGUGCUUGCGAUCCCUAGCUCCAACCAGCAAGCCCUUUUUCAGAAAAAAGUUUCAUAUCUUGAGCAGAUAACUGAAUUUCUUGGAAUAAGUUCAGAGUUAUUGGCUACUAGAUACUGUUCAGGACCAGACCCUUCCAUGGCAGCUGCUGAUAUUAAACCAGAAGUACAUAAGCUCAUACAUGAUUUAAUAGUGCAUAUCCAUGAUAAUGAAGUGGAUAUUGAAAAGGGCAUUUUGGUUUUCCUUCCUACAUACCGUGACUUGGAACAGCAGUGGUGCCUUCUGAAGCCACUUAGUUCAUGUUUUAAAGUUCACAUUUUACAUCGAAGUGUUGACACUGAACAAGCUCUCAUGGCUAUGAAAAUCUGGAAAUCACGUCGUAAGGUGAUAUUGGCCACAAAUAUUGCAGAAUCUUCUGUGACAAUACCCAAAGUAGCAUAUGUCAUUGAUUCCUGCCGAUCUUUGCAAGUUUUUUGGGAUUCUACAAAGAAAAUGGACGCUGCAGAGCUUGUUUGGGUUUCUAAAUCUCAGGCUAACCAACGUAAAGGCAGAACUGGUAGAACCUGUGAUGGUCAGAUUUAUCGGUUGGUCACAGGAUCAUUUUUCAACAAGCUUCAGGAACAUGAGUCUCCAGCUAUACUCAGGUUAUCAUUACGGCAACAAGUCCUUAUGAUGUGCUGUGCUGUAUCUAAAGCCAUUAAUGAUCCCAGGGGCUUGUUGCAAAAAGUUCUGGAUCCUCCUCAUCCUCAAGUAGUUGAAGAUGCACUAGACAUACUUGUUCAUAUAAGUGCACUGGCUAGGACCUCUACAAGAGGCCGGUAUUAUGAGCCUACAUUUUAUGGGCGGUUGCUUGCUAGCUUCUCAUUAUCCUUCGAUGCCUCAGUUCUUCUACUCAAAUUUGGAGAUAUUGGAUUGUUGCGUGAAGGCAUUCUGAUUGCUAUAUUGAUGGAUGCACAACCACUACCAAUUCUUCACCCUUUUGGAGAAGAACAUUUGUUUACAGAGUACACUUUCCGCUACUUCGGUGGUGAUUGUAACAACAUUGUGAAAAUUGGUCGAAAAGAGAUGGUAUUAAUUGGAAACUUGUGCGCAUAUCAGUUUUGGCAACGUGUUUUUAAGGAUAAGCACCGUCUUGAACACCUGAAACGGCUUUCUAAAUUUGACGAAAUGAAAGCUGUGACACCACUGCUACUGAAGAUUGAAGAAGAAUGGUGCUCAUUCCAUAACCUUGUGCAGUCAUCACUACAUCAAGUGUCAGAGACAUAUGAAGAUGUACUAGAUUCACUGCACCGUUUUCGGCCCAGAUUUCUGGCUAAAUGUGAUGGCCUACCAACGUACUAUGAUCCUUAUGAAUUUGGCCAUGUGUGUCUUCUAGAAUCUCAGAGACAUGAAGAUGAGGUUGUUAUUGCUGCUGAUGAUGAACACAAUGAACCAUCUAACGAAACGAAAAAAUGUUGUGCUAUACCAUUUGUUGCUUCUGGUCACUUUCAGACUAUUAAUGUGGCUGAAAAGUUGUCACUCAUUGUCAAAGAGAUAAGAGUUCAAUUGACAGAAAAUGCAUCUGGUAAGCAUUCUAGCUACACCGAAGCUGAUGCAUCUCGAGUAAAUGGGGAGGCGCCUUUAUGUGUAUAUUUUAUAAAUGGAUCCUGCAACAAGGGCAGUCAAUGCUUAUUUUCUCAUUCACUUCAAGCAAAAGUACCUACUUGCAAAUACUUUUUCUCUUUGCAGGGUUGUCGAAAUGGAGAGUCAUGCUUCUUUUCCCAUGAUUUGGGUUCAUCAACAUCAUUUAGCCUGACUUCAACCCUGCCAGAGGAGGAUGACUACAGUGCUGCCUCCCUUCUUCAUUUGUUUCCAACAUCUUCAGAUGGAUGCAUUCUUCUUUUAGAUGAUAUUGAUUUGCAUUUCACCUCAAACAUAGCGCAUCACUAUGAUGCCUCCAAAAUAAUAUCCACAACAUGCAUGUCUGAAACUGCUAUAAGUUAUCCAUCAUUGGAAGGUGCCCGAAUUUUAUGGGGUCUCCAUCACCCGCAGCAGACAAUUGUUUGUAGUGCUGGGAGGAAUCCCAUUCCAUGGAAUGAAAUUAAGUGCAUACUAUGGUUCCCCAAUUUAGAUGGCAAUGUUGAAAAUUUGGAGAGGGAUAGAAUUCUUGUGCAGAAUUUCUUUGAACAUUUAGCCAUCAGAAUUAUAGCUGAUUCCUUGUAUGAACUGCAAAUUAUCAUCACUAUGAACAAUAUUAGAUUUUCGCUGUUACAGGUGGAAAAGUUGGGCAGAGACAGCUUCUUUUUCCUCAGAGAGUCCUUUCCAUUUGAUGAAGCAAGCUUUGGGGAGCUAUCAGAUGUACUCACAACUAGGACGCCAAUGUUGGCGUCAAAGCCUAUAUCAUACGUCUUUGACUUGCAGCCACCUACUGAUAUUCAGUUUGAUGACUAUGCAGCCACUCUUCGCAAAUGUCUGCAUGAUAUUAACGGAUUGACUGAGAGGAUUGAGCUGCUUUGUUUAUGAUCCCAUAUCUUAUAUUGUGAAGUUAGAUUGUAAAUAUCAGAGACGGGAUUCACUAGAAGACGACCGCAUGGAUCUGCAGUAGCACUGUGACAUGACUCGAGUAUGUGAUGAAUUGAAGAUAAUAUUAGAUUCAGGUCAAGGGUAGUUACAUUAUUGUUAGAAUUGCUAAUUUUAUCAUAACUUUUGGUUCGGAGGAAGAUAGGGGAACCCUUUGUUAAAAAACCUCCCCCCUUCCUCCCUGUUUUAUUUUUCCUGGCAAAAACUGAAAUGUUCUCACGAGGAGAAGACCACAAAUCCUUUUUGCUGAGUUGGUGAGUUGGUUUCUGCUACGUAAAAAGGCAGGCAUGCAAAAUUUACCCGAGUCGUGAAAGUGUUUGAACCUUCAGAUGAUAUAAAAUUUUGAAAGCCAUGCUAUGUUCAAAUUA